Messenger RNA from Trametes versicolor FP-101664 SS1, 1770 nucleotides. RefSeq lists its product as uncharacterized. The record is from RefSeq and is a predicted model, not a curated record. Lineage: Eukaryota; Fungi; Basidiomycota; Agaricomycetes; Polyporales; Polyporaceae. The coding region runs from base 17 to 1486 and encodes 489 amino acids. The transcript is spliced from 2 exons.
GUUUAUUCUAGUGACGAUGCCUUCCAAGUCGCCCACCCCCGUCCUGAACGAUGACAUCCUACUCGAGGUCAUGGCCGUUUCUGACACCGUGGCAGACUGCGCUCGCCUCAUGCGAACCUCGCGAAUCCUAUACGAUCGCGGGCCUCCCUUUGUACUCGCCCGCGACACCCCGAGGUUGACAAAGGAGUCACACCUCCUGAGCUUCCUUGCCUUCCUUCGCCGGGAGCCCGCCAGGCGCUGUCCACUCGUUCACCGUCUCGAGUUGUCCCUCGGCGACAGGGUGUUCAAGCCCUCCCUGUUACAGCUCAUCGACACCCUCCCUCUCAUUAACGAUCUGCAGUACCUCUCGAUUGAUGAAGCCGAAUCCUUCCUCGGUUUUCCGGGCUUGAACAACGACCUCGUCGCUGCGUUCGCCACCCUCACAUCCCUCCACGAGCUUCGCAUGACCGGCGCGAGCCAUGCCGCUAUAGGUCUCCUCCACGGCAUCCGCUCCGAGCCAAUACGCCUCCAUCUGAACUUUGCCCGCGGCCGCACCCGCGGCCGGGUCAACUCCACCUUCAGCACGGACAUACCGGAACGCAACUGGCCGCACUUCCACCCCGUCCUCCUCCUCGCGCGCUGGGCGUCCUCUCUCGAGGAGCUGCACACCGACUACUGGUACACCCACCCGCGCACACCCCCACUCACGGACGUCGUGUAUCCACAGAUGCGCGCCCUCACGCUCGCGCACACCACGCCCCCGCUCAUACUGCCCUUCAUCCGCGCCUACCCCAACCUGGAGAGCUUCUCCAUCCGGACCUCCUGGCAGGCAAGCACAGACCUCUGGCCGCCCAUCGCGUACCGCGAGGAGAACGCCGAGGCGCAGCAGAACGCCGGGCUCGCGUGGGCGCGCCUGCGCGCGUUCGAGGGCGGGCUCAUGGACCUGUUCAUGCUGGGGCUCGCGUGCCGCGUCGAGCGCGUGGUGCUCCACACGAUGGACGCGGACCGCAUGCAUAUGCUCCCGGCGGGGCUUGCGGACGUGCGGCCGCGGAGGCUUGAGCUGCGUGGGUGGCCGGGACACGCGCGCGUCUUCACGUGGGGUAACCCGCUUCCUGUGCUCUUCCAGGCAGAGGGCGUGGAGCGGCUCGAAGAGCUGCUCGUCACGACCGAGCUGGAAGCGAAGAACGCAGAUUUUGAUAUGGCUGCCGCACUGGUCAAACUUUGGAGAGGGCUCGAACACUCGCCGCUGCACGACCUGACGUUGCGCAUUCUGAUAGGGAGCGCUGGAAACGAUGCACAGAACCAGCCUCUGACCAUGGCAGCGCAGUCGGUACGCGACCUCGACAUCGAAGACCACUUGAAGCAGCUUGCAGUGACUGUACCGACGCUGCGGACGGCUGUAGUCUUUGUUCAGGACGCACGCGAGCGGAAGACGCGGGAGGCGACCCUGACGAACGUCGGCUUUGGGUACAAAGAGAGGAGAAUGCCGCCGUACGUAUCGGCAUGAUUGGCGGUCGUUGAGAGGGUAUGUGAACUAGGACGAGGGUGCACGCUCGUGCUAGUGCAACUAGGGGCCAGUGGCCCUUCUUCUGAUGCUUUUCUGAGUUCAUAACACAUAUGUACGGUGCUAUUUUUUGAUUUCAGGUAUCUGAGUGAGUAUUGUGGAUCUUGCGGACUCAACGUAUAUGGGUGUAUUUUGUAUUGAUACUCUUCGAACGACUCAGCUCGUCGUCGCUUCUGCCUACUGUGGACCUACAAGGGGCGGCCACAACAUUCAGAUCUACGUUAAAU